Molecule: messenger RNA, 5661 nt
Organism: Tetrahymena thermophila SB210
Lineage: Eukaryota; Ciliophora; Oligohymenophorea; Hymenostomatida; Tetrahymenidae
Product: ATPase, histidine kinase-, DNA gyrase B
Exons: 3
Biological process (GO): phosphorelay signal transduction system
Molecular function (GO): phosphorelay sensor kinase activity
Source: RefSeq, a predicted model, not a curated record
CUAUCUUUAAUCAUUUUAUACUAAAAAUGUAAAUAAAGUCAUAGUUUGUGCACCUGUAAAAAGGUAAAAAGCUAAAUGGAUGAAAAUAAAGCUCUGUAUCAUGAAAACCAUCAUAAAGGUUAACAUGAAAUAUCAAGCAAUUUACUAAUUCAAUAAAUCCUAAAAAUUAAAAAGGGCAUUUCCUGUACUAAAUGUGGAAGACCUUAUAAGGUUUUUAUUGAGAAUAUUUCUUAAAUUGAAUAAGAGAUCGUCUAUAUGCUUGAAGAAAAUGAUAGCCUCAAAUUUAUUUUGAACUAAUUCCCUCAAGGAUUUUGCAAAAUAGAUAAAAAAAGUAAGAAAGUGAGUAUUUGCAAUUAUCAAAUGCUUAAUAGGACUAACAUUAUUGAUAAAGAAUCUCUUUACAAGAUACUGAAUGAUUUACGGAUAUAAAUAGCAAAUAUAAUUUCCUAAACAGAAACAGCAAACACUAAUUAAAACAAUCCGUUGCAGCAAUCACAGACUAAAAUCAAUCAAAAAAUAAAUUCAAGGAACAAUAAUGAGAAGUUAAAUGAAUAUAUAUCUUAACACAAAGCAUUAUCAACUAAUACAUUUUAGAAAAAAAAUAAUUUGUUUCCCUUUUUGUAAUUUAAUUUAAACAAUAAUUUACUUCAGAACAAUUAAUUAAUCACAAAUAAUAAAUAAAAUUAAAGCUAAGCUUCUUAGUUAGAAUAAUAAAUCCAUAUCACUAAUAACUAAUAUGAUGAUGACAAUGCCUCUGUGAAUCAAAAUAAUAUUUAAAAUAACAUAAAUGCCUUUCAUUUAACUUAAUAUUCACAGCUAGAAGAUGUAAACACAAAAAGAAUUUCUGAUGUGAGCAAAAAAAGUGGAAAAUAUACUUAAGUUAAGUUGUCUGCAAAUUAAAGUAAUAUGUUCCAUAUCAAUAAUUAAGGAAAUUUAACUCAAAAUGCAUAAACUUCAAGCAAUUAAGAAAAUAUUGUUAAAAUAUCAGGAUUUUAAGAUGACAACAAUCUUCAUCUGUAACAACAACAACAAUAAUAAUAACAACAAUAAUCCUUUUAGUAAGACAAUUAGUAUUAAAUCCAUUUAAUGAAAUAAAACUUCAUACAAAAUAAUGAUAAGUAAUUUCCGAGUAGCGAUGUUUGCUCUUUUAAUUUCUCUAACUUUGAGGCGUCUCCAAUGCAGAAUAAUAGGUACUCCCAUCCACUUGAAAGAGAUCUGACUCAAAAUAUUAUUUAGUUAUAAAAAAUAAAUGUAAGACAGAGCGAUUUUAACAGUUCAUAAAAGACUAAGCAGCUAAAUACUAGCUAAAAUGAUUAAGCAAUUAUUGAAAGAACUGAAGAUGGAUUACUUCAAACAUCAUAUCCAAUAUAAAUUAUUGGCAAACAAAUAUCUUAAACAAAUAAUAGUAACAAUCCUAAUUUUAAUGAGUUUGACAGUAGCAAUUUCAAUCUUCUAGAAUAAAAGGUGACUCUUAAUAAAAAUCCCACACAAGAAAAUUAAUACAAAGCACAAAUACAAGCGCCAGAUUUUACACCGUAGUCAAGCUAACAAACAUAAUAAAUAUUCUAGAAUAAUAAAUCCAAUAACAGAGAGUUUUUUAAUAAAGAGAGCAGUGAUUUUAGUAAGCUUGAUAGAUUUUAAACUAAAUACAAUAGUAUGCAAGUGAAUGCUAAACCAAAUCAAUUUAAUUUGAAUUAAAUUAAUGCAAAAAGAAUGUCCAUAAGGUAGGAAGUAAAUAGAAAGCGAGUACUCACUGAUAAUGUAUUGACUCAAAUAAGAAGAGAUAGUUAAUUUAUGAAUUAUUAUAGAAAUGAAAAGAAAGACAUCAACACCACUAAUUCCUACAAUCUAAAUUUCAAUCAAAAUAAUUACAAUUCAAAUAGCUUGGCAGGUUAACUAAAUAAUUUAAUUGAUUAAGAUAUUCAAAAUUUAAAUAUACUUACUCUGGAUGAAGUUAUGAAUGUUCCUAUUCUUCAGUACAAUAUGUCUUAUUCACUCAAAUUAAGUGAGUCUUUUGGAGAUUUUACAUCUGUAAAAUUAAUUAAACAAAGCGAUCAAUCCUUUUAUUUAAUAUUUGAUGAUUUCGAAGACAAAUUAGUUAUAGAAUAAGAGCUUCUUAAAGAGUUAGAAAGUUUUUAAACUAAGGUCCUCAAAUCUAUUUCUCACGAAUUUGGAACUCCUCUAAACUGCGCUAUUAAUAUGCUAAAAAUGUGUUCUCUCAAAGUUGAAAAAGAAUUAAAUUCUAAUUAUAUACUGCCUGCUCUUUCUUCUAUUAGAAUACUGAAAUUUUCCUGCAGCGAUUUCAUAGACUAUGCCAAAAUUUAAUUUAACUGCUUUAAGUUGGAUAUAAGAAAAACUGAUUUAAGACAUCUACUGAAAAAAGUAGUUGAAUACUUCUAGCCUUUGAUGGAGUCAUAAAAACAGGGAAAAGAAAGAAUUUAAUUGAUAUUCUUAGAAGAUUCUCAGGUACCAGAGUAUAUUAUGAGUGAUCCUUCGAGGAUAAUGCAAGUUAUUUUUAAUCUCUUAACUAAUGCAUUAAAAUUCACUUAAAAAGGAUUCAUUAAGAUUAAGGCUACUUGUAUAAGUGAAGAUGAAAUAGAAAUUUCUGUUCAAGAUUCUGGAAUUGGUAUUCAAGUUGAAUAAUAAGAUAAUUUAUUUGAGAGAAAGACAAUAAAAAACAAGAAGUAAGAAACAAGUGGUUUAGGUUUAAUCAUAUCAAAUGCUUUGGCAUAGAGGUUGUCUUAUUAAGGCUAAGGAUUAAAUUUGCAAUCAAAGGUAGGUGAAGGAAGCUUGUUUUCGUUCAAUAUAAAUAUAAAUUGCUAAAGUGAAAAAAAUAAAAAAUAAGAUCUGAACAGAAGAUACACUACUUAAAAGAAUUAAUCUAACAGCGAAUAAAACUCUAUUUCAGAUUUUACUCAGUCAAUAUUUCCAUAUUAAUUAAAUCAUGCUUCUAAUACGCAAAUUCAAAAUAUCUAGCUGUUUAACUAGCAAAGUCUUAUGACUCCUCCUCCUAAGAUAAUUAUAAGCAAUUCUAGCAAUAAAUUGAACAAAAGUUUAGAGAUUGUCGAUAAAAUUGUUGAAUUAAAUAAAAGCCAAGAGUAGCUAAGCAAAAAUUUUUCAAUGAUUUAAAAUAACUAAUAUGAAAUUUAGUAAAGAUCUCCAAUUAGCUAGAAAAUUGAUUUCUCAUCUUCUGAAAUUUCUGAUGAAGGGUUAAAUAUAAAUGAGUUUGUAAAAGAUCAAAAAUAGAUAGUCCUUCCUCCCUCAUUUAAUCUUAGUCCAAAUAAGAAAGCCUAAUAAUAGGAAGACUCAGAGGAUGAUGGAAUUGUAUUAUUUAAAGAUGAAGAAAAAAUAAAUUAAAAUGAAAGCUAAAAUAAAAAAAGUUUUGAGGGUUUUAAUAAUGCAAGCGUAGUUGAUGAUUUGCUUUAAUCAAAACAAAACCCUAAAAAUUUCUAUUUUAGUGCUAAAUUUAUUUAAAACAUCGACAAAGGCUUAAAAUAUGAUUGUAAUCGGAAGAUGAGUAUUGAUUUAUGCGAUGAAAUGAAAAAAAUUUAUGAUAAGUAUGAUAACUAAGAAGUUCGUGUUACAAGUAAAAAACACUCUUUUGAAAAAAAUUUUCAUUCACUGCAUCAUUUGAAUUCUUAAUAUUCGAACAUAUAAUUAGCUUCUAACACAUCAAUUAACUGUAAUAAAUAAGGCACAAAUACCUUAUCAAAGCAAAUUAUUGAAACUUAAGAACCAAAUUCAGAUACUCUUGAAAUAAUACAUUAUGAGCUGACCUAAAAAGAUAAGCAAGGAAGUCCUAAAAAUUAAAGUAAUUUCAACACAUAGACAAAUGAUGACUAAUACCUAACGUAGGAUAGUAUUAUAACUUAGGUAGUAAGUAAUUAGCAAUCAAAAGAUUCUAAAGAAGGAGACAAAUUCUCUGAAGGCUAAAUGGAUUAAAUUAUUGUCAUUAAUGAUUAAAAAAUUUGUGGAGGUAUAUUGUAGUACAACAAAAAGGUAUCGUCUCCAGUUUAAAAAAAGAAAUAAUUGACAUUCAGUGCUAAAAAUUAAAUAAAUAAUUAUGGAAAUCUUUAUGAUUUAGCUUUGGAAAACAGUAAUGCUGGCACCUCAAAAGAGAAAAUUUAAAAUUUUGAAAUAAAUAAUUAAGGCAACUACAACAAAAUUAACAGUUUGAAGUACAUCCAGCACAGCUAAAAGUAAAUUAUCUCUCCAAUAAAGAUCAUUAAUUAAAAAAUAUCUACAAAUGACCUCAACAGUAUUAAAUUAAUUAACCAGUAUGAUGCAAGUUGCUUGUAAAACCAUCAAAAUAACUACCUAAUUUAAUAAUAGAAACCUAUUUUUAUUGAAGAUUCUAAAAGCAGUGAAGCUUUAAUGAAUCCUCAUUAAAGAUUUAUUACUGGCUCUGGUGAGGAUAAUUAAAAUAGAAGCCAUUAAUUGACAAAUCAAUCCUAAUAAAUUUAAGAAUUAGACGGAUCCAUUUUUAUUGGUGAUAGUGAUUAAAAGUAUAUUACUCCCUAGCUCGCUCCAAGCGUAUCUCCUAAUACACAAGAAUACGAUUUUUUAUAGCUAAAUAAUUAAGAUUUAAACAACAGUUCAUUCUUCUUAAGAGAAAAGCUAAAGAAUUAAAAUAUGAUUUAAAACUCUGAAAUAUCUUCUUAAGAUCAUGAAAUUCAUAAAAAUUAAGAACUCCAAGCAUGCUUUGAUAACCCUCAUUCAUUUAGAGCUACCUCAGAAUUGUGCAUUUAACCCUUUUAAAAUAAAUUAAUAUAAUAAAACUAGCCUUACUCUCACUCUUACCACAGAGGAUCGGAGCUGCUUUCCAGCUAAAAGAUUAUUCCAACUCACUUUGCUAAGUUCAAAAAGCCAAGCUACAUUUAAAAACCAAUUAAUAAUGGCCAGCCUGUAAAAAAACAUUAUUCUGAAAGACUCAUCCCGAUUAACGAUUUUUAGUAUUAGCUAUAGAAUAAAUUUAUGAAAUCGAAAUAAAACAUUUUAAGUGUUUAAAGCAAUUAAGUGAAUUAAGAAAGUUUAGAGCUGAGUACUCCUUUAAGAAUGAAGUGUUACACUCUUUAGGAAUAAUUUUCUAACCCGUAUUAGAAUUCGUAGUAAGAUGAAAUUCAAGGCUAAAUCCAUCAGCAAAUUAAGAGAAAAGUAGCAAGAAAAAGAACAAAAAGUGAGUUUGCUGUUUAAAAUAAUAUCUAAGAAAUAAAAGUGGCUCUUAAAAAUAAGCUUUGCAACUGUCCUGAUAUACUAAUUGUAGAUGACACUUAAAUGAAUAGACAUACACUUAGACUAAUGAUCUAAAGUAAGCUCCCCUUUAUUAUUGAUGAAGCAACAAAUGGAUAGGAAGCUGUUGAUAAAGUAGAAUAGUUAAUUAAUACAUAAAAUCAUUGCCUAACAUAUAAAAUGAUAUUUAUGGAUAUAGAUAUGCCAAAAAUGAAUGGUUAUGAAGCAACUUAUAAAAUAAAUGAGCUUUUUAAAAAGAAUGACAUCUUUUGUCCAAUUAUAGCCCAUACGGCAUUUGAUAGAAGUGAAGUCUAAGAAGAAAUGAACUAGUGUAAUAUGAUCGAUUAUGCAGGAAAACCAAUAAGCACAGCUAUUAUAGAAUAACUCUUUGCAAGAUAUAUUGAUGUAGCAUCUAUAACAGGUGAAAAUUGA